This is a messenger RNA of Populus trichocarpa (black cottonwood), 1769 nucleotides long. Its product is annotated as coniferyl alcohol acyltransferase. Gene Ontology annotation, molecular function: acyltransferase activity, transferring groups other than amino-acyl groups. The transcript is spliced from 2 exons. NCBI's taxonomy places the organism in Eukaryota, Viridiplantae, Streptophyta, Magnoliopsida, Malpighiales, Salicaceae. Bases 178 to 1662 code for a protein of 494 amino acids. The record is from RefSeq and is a predicted model, not a curated record.
AUUUGCCUAUAAAUAUUACGCCUAUCUCAACUCCCUAAACCAUCUCUCAAACACUCCUAGAACUAGAAUACCCACAAGCUAGCUAUCAUUCACCUUUCUUUCUUGCUCUCUAUAUACUAUUAUAUAUAUUAUUUCUUAUAGCUAGCAAGCUAAGGAAACAAAUAUACAUAGAAAUAUAUGGGUGCUACUGGAGGAGAUGAUCAUCAGGCGGCCGGCAUGUUCUCAGUGACCGUGACCGAGAAGGAGGUGGUGGCAGCAGUGCUACCACUGCACGAACAUUGGCUGCCACUCUCCAACCUUGACUUGCUUCUUCCUCCACUUGAUGUGGGUGUUUUCUUUUGUUACAAGAGACCAACGUCGUCGACCUUGACGAUCAGCUCAUCCUCACCAGCUACUAAUUCUUACAAUUUUCGGUCCAUGGUUGGUGUUCUGAAAAAGGCCAUGGCCCAAGUUCUGGUGUCUUACUACGCCUUUGCCGGAGAGGUUGUGGCUAACUCUGUGGGUGAGCCUGAGCUGCUGUGCAACAACCGAGGCGUGGACUUUUUUGAAGCAGUUGCAGAUAUUGAGCUUAUGGACCUCAAUUUGUAUAACCCUGAUGAUAGCAUUGAGGGGAAGCUCGUGCCCAGAAAGAAGAAUGGGGUCCUUGCUGUCCAGGCAACACAACUGAAAUGUGGCGGUUUAGUGGUGGCGUGCACGUUUGAUCAUCGCAUUGCAGAUGCCUACUCGGCCAACAUGUUUUUGGUGUCAUGGGCAGAGACAGCUCAAUCUAAACCAAUAUCACUGCUUCCAUCGUUCAGAAGAUCCUUGCUAAACCCAAGACGACCUAGUUGCGUGGACGCUUCUUUGGACAACAUGUACGUGCCCGUCUCCACACUGUCACCUCCCAAAGAGCCUGCACCUGAUGCUGAUCAACUCGUAAGUCGCAUAUACUAUGUGAAAGCAGAUGACCUAAAUCAACUACAAUCCCUUGCUAGCUCCAAAGGGAACAAGAGGACAAAAAUGGAAUCAUUUAGUGGAUUCUUGUGGCAAUUGGUUGCCAAGUAUUGUGCUAUAAAAGAUGAUGAUGAUGAUGAUGAUAACAUUAACAAUGCCUGCAAGAAGAUAUCAAAAAUGGGCAUCGUUGUGGAUGGAAGGACUAGGUUAAGUAGUGAUCUUGAAAGAGGGGAUGUAAUGGAAGCAUACUUUGGAAAUGUGCUAUCCAUCCCCUAUGGUGGCAAGACAGUCCGUGAACUAAUUGAAAAUCCAUUGAGUUGGGUUGCAAAUGAGGUCCAUGAUUUCUUGGAAAAUGCAGUGACCAAGGAGCAUUUCUUAGGGCUGAUUGAUUGGGUGGAGGCUCGGAGGCCAGAGCCAGCUGUGGCCAAGAUAUAUUGUGGUGGUGGUGAUAGCGACGGGCCGGCUUUCGUCGUCUCCUCCGGGCAAAGAUUCCCGGUCUCGAAGGUGGAUUUCGGCUGGGGUGUGCCUCUUUUCGGGUCGUAUCAUUUUCCGUGGGGUGGAACUGCUGGGUACGUGAUGCCCAUGCCAAAUCCAGCAGGUAAUGGUGAUUGGAUGGUGUACAUGCACCUGUUCAGAGGGCAGCUGGAGUUCAUCGAGACAGAAGCUUCCAAUUUCCUUAGGCCCUUGACUUGCAAUUAUCUACGUUGCCUAUCUGCAUCAUCAAACUAGCUAGAUAGCAGCUAUCGAUCUGGCUACGAUGUUGUAAUUAAUUAUUAUUACCAUGCUUGGAUGGAUUGUGCUCCCUGCCUGAAUUCAAUAUCACCACCCGUUGGCUU